AUGGCAAAGUGUACCUGUAAUGUUUCUUCUUUCUCUACAUCCGUCCAACAGAUUAUUUUCUAUGAAGAGAAAAAGUUCCAGGGCCGUCACUAUGAGUGCACUGGAGACUGCGCUGACAUGCAGGCCCACUUUUCUCGCUGCAACUCCAUCCGAGUAGACAGUGGAAGCUGGGUGGCCUAUGAGAAGCCCAACUACGCUGGAUACCAGUACAUGCUGUCCAAGGGUGAAUACCCUGAUUUCCAGCACUGGGCUGGAUUUAACGACUGCAUUCGCUCCUGCCGCAUGGUUCCUCCUUACACUGGAAACUACAGGAUGAAGAUCUUCGAGCGCUCUGAUUUCGGUGGUCAGGCAAUGGAGCUGAAUGAAGAUUGCCCUGAUCUACGUCAGCGAUUCCACAACGGAGACGUCUCUUCAGUCAAUGUCAUGGAAGGCUACUGGAUCCUCCACGAGCACCCCAACUACACUGGCCGCCAGUUCUUCCUGCGUCCUGGCGAAUACAGGAGGUACAUCGAGUGGGGCAGUCCAAGUCCUACCAUGGGCUCCCUGCGACGUGUGACUGAGCUCAACUGA
Molecule: messenger RNA, 570 nt
Organism: Puntigrus tetrazona (Sumatra barb)
Lineage: Eukaryota; Metazoa; Chordata; Actinopteri; Cypriniformes; Cyprinidae
Gene: crygmx
Product: crystallin, gamma MX
Exons: 3
Coding region: 1-570 (189 amino acids)
Biological process (GO): lens development in camera-type eye; visual perception
Molecular function (GO): structural constituent of eye lens
Source: RefSeq, a predicted model, not a curated record